UCUGUUCUAUCUGCUAUUGUUGCUCUGCAAAAAGGAUUGGUGUCAUCACAUUCUGCCUUUGCGUUCCUUCCUAUGACGUCAAUAGUGUCUGGUAUUGUGCAUAAUGUUGCGUGGGCUGAAAUAUUGAGCCGGCAUAUAUUUUACGUGUCUUUUAUUUAUUUCACCUUCCCAGUGACAUGCUCUGUAAUAGCUUUGCAAUAGACAGGGACCUAAAGAGGACACGGACAUGUUUUAUCUAUCUAACUCGGUCAGUCUACGUCAACUAAUGGCUGUUGUGUUGUUCUUUUCCUCCAGGUAAAGGCCAACAGCCAAUCAGCAGCGUAGUCAGGGUGCAACAUGCAAAUAAAGCAGGUGUCAGCGGGGAGGGACCGCAGAGGGAAACGGCUGUUAUUUGGAUUAACCACAUAUGUCGGGCGUUUCAGAUGAAAGGUGACACAAAUGUGUCUCCGGACAAGUUCACCGGGUCCGUUUAGAGAAGAUUUGGAAGCGUUCCACUGUCAUCCAGAAGGACUGGUAAUGUCUGAGUUUCAACUCGCUGCCGUCUCUGAGAAUGGACUAAAGUUGAAGGAGCGACACUGAAGCUGUGAGCGCUUUCCCAGAUGGAGACAGACUUGAGGCUGGAAUCAAGUCUGUGGGUCGGUAACAAACGGCACCGAGCCGUGUUGACGGGCUGGUAUUUUAACUGGACGGACGUAGAUAAGAAGAAAACAAUUUCAGUGCCCGUGGCAGAGGUGGUGGGAGUGGAGGAGGGACAGGUCCAGGUCCUGCCCCAGAAGACUGUGGUUGAAAAAGACAAAGACUUCACAGUUUUCUACGUGAAGCGCAGCAGCACAGGGGGCUCCUCUGGGUUGUUAUGGAGACUGGGGCAGACUCAGUUCAGCUGCCCCAGUCGAGUCCUCAGAGACCAAUGGAUAAAACAACUGAGGACAGCUGUCAAGACACACAGUCCACUGCGCCCAAGUAAAUUGUUGGUUUUUAUCAAUCCUUAUGGAGGAAAGAAAAGAGGAAGGCAGAUCUACUCUUCUCUGGUUGCACCCUUGUUUGAGCUGGCUGGUAUCAGCUCCAAUGUAAUAGUGACUGAGCGGGCGAACCAGGCCAGAGACCAUCUCCUGAAGAAGGACCUGACCGACUUAGACGGUGUGGUCUGUGUGGGUGGAGAUGGCAUGUUCAGUGAAUUACUUCAUGGUUUGAUCGAUCGCACACAACAAGAGGCCGGCCUCUGUGUGAACGAUCCAGCUGUAGCUUUACAGCCAUGUCCUCUUCAUAUUGGCAUCAUUCCUGCAGGUUCUACAGACUGUGUGUGUUACACCACCGUAGGAGUGAUUGACCCUGUUACGUCAGCUUUGCACAUUGUCCUCGGAGACUCCCAGCCUUUGGAUGUGUGUUCAGUUCAUCACGCCUCUGUGCUGGUGCGCUACUCCGUGUCUCUAGUGGGUUAUGGCUUCUAUGGUGAUGUACUGGCUGAGAGUGAGAAACACCGCUGGAUGGGCCCUCUCAGAUACGACUAUUCUGGUACGAUGGUGUACCUCAGCAACAGAAGCUACCAAGGUGUAGUCGAAUAUCUGCCGGCAGAUCCACUAUUGUCCAGCCCCAGGGAUAAAACCCGCUGCCUCUCAGGGUGCACUUUGUGUUCCAGAAGCACUGAGAGACUCUUCCCCAACUCCUCAGACUCAGGAUCUCUGUACAGCGCCAACUUCAGUUCAUUCAGUAAUGACUCAGAAGGUGAGUGGGUGCGUGUGGAGGGCAGCUUCAGAUGUGUGUCUCUCACUUGCAUGUCCAGCUCAUGUCCCAAGAGUCCUCUGGGCCUCUCUCCGUCCGCUCACCUGGCAGAUGGGACAGGAGACCUCGUCCUGGUGUGGGACACUCACCCGCUUGGUUUUCUCAAGUUCCUGCACAGACACACGAGCACACAGGACCAGUUCGACCUGCCGUUUGUGGAGGUUCACCGUGUGAAGGCCAUCCGUUUCUCCCUUCCUUCUGGCAAAGAGGAGGAAGCCCACGAAGCCGUGGUAGGACAGAAGGGUGGGCCAGAUGAAGAGGUCUACACCGAUACUGGGAGCUGGAGCGGCUCUCAGCAGCGGCUGUCAGACAGAGGGCCAGGGCAGGAAACGAGAAGCCACCAGAAGACAGUCAGCCCCUUCCUGUGUGGUCUGUGCUGCAGCAAAUCUCCGUCUGUGUCUGUGUGGAACUGUGACGGAGAGAUUCUGCCUUUCACUGAGAUCCUCUGCAGGGUCCACUGUCAGCUGGUGCAUCUGUAUGCCCGGGGCAUCGAGGACGGAGCAGCAGCACAGAACAGCAACGAAGACGAUACCAGGUGUGAGAGGAGGUGCAUCCUUCACAAAUAGCCUUGAUAGAGAUGAGGAGGAGGAGGAGAAGGAGUGAAGUUGUUGUAGGUUCAUUUGUGAAUGUCUGGAUUUGCAGUCGGUCAUUGCCAAAUUGUUCCUAAUAUUUCAGGUACUUCCAUUCCAUUCUCACUGAAGCGAUAAAACUAUUAUUUAUUAUUAUUGUUGUUAUUGUUAUUGUUGUUGUCUAUGGAGCACAUUUGAUCCUAUUUAACUCAAAACUGUACAUGUUGUGAUCAUGAAGGUUUUGUUCAAUGGAUUUUUAAUUCAUGAUCGCCUGAGGUCUGAGGAGAUGAAAUAAAAGUGUUUUAAUAUUUAUAAAA
This is a messenger RNA of Cynoglossus semilaevis (tongue sole), 2665 nucleotides long. RefSeq names its product ceramide kinase. The transcript has 13 exons. NCBI's taxonomy places the organism in Eukaryota, Metazoa, Chordata, Actinopteri, Pleuronectiformes, Cynoglossidae. Gene Ontology annotation, molecular function: ceramide kinase activity. The record is from RefSeq and is a predicted model, not a curated record. Bases 600 to 2345 code for a protein of 581 amino acids. Gene Ontology annotation, biological process: ceramide metabolic process; phosphorylation.